Molecule: messenger RNA, 1881 nt
Organism: Pediculus humanus corporis (human body louse)
Lineage: Eukaryota; Metazoa; Arthropoda; Insecta; Psocodea; Pediculidae
Product: protein arginine N-methyltransferase, putative
Exons: 10
Coding region: 1-1881 (626 amino acids)
Biological process (GO): peptidyl-arginine N-methylation; regulation of DNA-templated transcription
Cellular component (GO): cytosol; nucleus
Source: RefSeq, a predicted model, not a curated record
AUGAGUCAACAAGUUCAAAGAGCUUCGUGUGGGCUUGAUUUAUGUGCUGUGCCAGAAAUAAGAAGCGCUUUAAAGGCAGCUUCUAUGAAUAGAUAUGAAUUUGUGUGCUUACCAUUAGUUCAUUCGAGAUUUAAAAGAGAAUUUUUUGCUUCUUGGAAAAACCGCCCAGGACCAUUUACAAGACCAGAUUUAACUUUACCAAGUAGAGAUUGGAAUUCAUUUAUUGUAGCCAAAAUUUCACCUUACAUAGAUGUAGAUUCCCCAAAUGAAUUCAUUAGACGUCAAUCAGAAUAUGCUUUGGAGCAAGAAUUGGGUUAUGCUUAUCACCUUGGAGUACCUGCUAUUAUGCUAUCCUUAAAAGGUUUGAAUACAUCUAAUCUUGCAAGAAUAUUAUAUAGUAAAGUUUUAGAAAUAACUCAAUAUCAAGUAUGGAUUCAUGUUCCAAUGGUCAGUUUCAAAAUUAGUGCAUCUCAAUGGAGAUCUGAUUAUGAAGAAAAUGGAAAAAAUGUCGAUGAAAUGUGUACUUGGGAAUGGUGGAAUAAAUUCAGAUCAUUAUUAGGUUUUGAGAAAAAAAUUGGAAUUGUUUUGGAAAUGUCAACCGAUUUACCAUCUCAGGAAGAAUGCGAUAGGUGGUUGGGUGAACCCAUAAAAUGUUUGUUAUUAUCUACUUCAACAUUUGUAACCAAUAAAAAGGGUUAUCCAAUAUUAUCAAAAGCUCACCAAGCUUUUGUUAAAUCAUUGGUUCCACUCAGUGUUCAGGUUAUAAUAAAAGGCCAUACUAAACAUGAUAAUUUGGGGUUUUAUCAAAAAUACAUAGAUCAUUUAUGGCAGGAUGUACAAUAUCAAAAUGAUCCACUCUCUUACUUUGGUAGAGGUUAUGAAGACUGCCUUCAAUGUCCGUUGCAGCCUCUCAUGGAUAAUUUAGAGUCUCACACAUAUGAGGUGUUUGAAAAGGAUCCAGUAAAGUACAAUGAAUACUUGAGAGCUAUUUAUUAUGCUUUGAUAGAUAACAUAAGUUCGGAAGAAAAAGAAACAAAAAUUUUGACUGUAAUGGUAGUAGGGGCGGGUAGAGGACCUUUGGUUACAGCAGCUUUAAAUGCUGCACACAGAGCGGAUAGAAAAAUCAAAGUGUAUGCAAUUGAAAAAAAUCCAAAUGCUGUGGUUACGCUAGAAGCACAAAAAGAAGAAAUUUGGAAAGAUUCUGUAACGGUCGUAUCAAUAGAUAUGAGAAAAUUUGAUCCUCCAGAAAAGGCUGAUAUUUUAGUAUCCGAAUUACUCGGUUCUUUUGGGGAUAAUGAAUUAUCUCCUGAAUGUUUAGACGGGGCUCAAAAAUUUUUAAAAAAAGGUGGAAUUUCAAUUCCCCAGAGCUACACAUCAUACAUUUGCCCAGUUCAAACAUCUAAAUUGUACAAUGAAGUUCGUUUAAUAAAAUUAAAAGAUUCUCAUAUUUUAGCACAGUUUGAAACACCUUAUGUUGUUUUACAAAAAAAUAAAUACAUAAUAGCAAAAAAUCAAGCCCUUUUCACAUUUCAUCAUCCUAAUUACGAUGAUCCCAUAGACAAUACUAGGUAUAAAAUAUUAAAUUUUAAAGUUGAACAAGAUUGCGUUUUACACGGGUUUUCAGGUUGUUUUGAAACAAUUUUAUAUAAGGAUAUAUCUUUAAGUAUCGUACCUGAAACAUAUUCUCAAGGAAUGUUCAGCUGGUUUCCAAUAUUUUUCCCUAUAUCUGAACCUGUUCAAUUGAAAAAAGGAAACGAAAUAGAAUUACAUUUUUGGAGAGCUGUUAGUAAAACCAAUGUGUGGUACGAAUGGACAAUUACUAAACCGGUUCCUUUACACAUUCAUAAUCCAAACGGCAGAUCAUAUAAAAUUGGAUUAUGA